GGGACGUUCCCGGAAAAAUCGCUAACCGGAAAGGAAGGCCAGAGCCUCAGAAGAAGAAGACAGCCGUCUCCGAUGAGACCAACGAAAGAAGAAAAAGUACUCUCCCACUGGUGAGGUCUCCUCUUCCUCCGGCUCAUCUACCUGCCUGACCGAACUUGCCCCCCCCCCCCCCCCUGUCUGUCUCAGCCUCAUCUACCCCCUGCACCGACCCAGGCCUCGAGUCAACCAGACCUCCUCCCUCUUCUCCCGACUUCUUCUCCUUUCUCCUGAUUAAAAGAACUGCGCUAUGGCAGGGCGAGGCGGACCAGCACGGACCAACGGCACCGCAGCGAGCAACAAGAUCUGCCAGUUUAAGCUGGUGCUGCUGGGGGAGUCCGCGGUGGGGAAGUCCAGCUUGGUGCUGCGCUUUGUCAAGGGCCAGUUCCACGAGUACCAGGAGAGCACCAUCGGAGCUGCCUUCCUCACACAGACGGUAUGUUUGGAUGACACAACAGUGAAGUUUGAGAUCUGGGACACUGCCGGACAGGAGCGAUAUCACAGCUUGGCGCCCAUGUACUACAGGGGAGCCCAGGCCGCCAUCGUGGUCUACGACAUCACCAACACAGAUACAUUCACACGUGCAAAGAACUGGGUGAAGGAGCUCCAGCGACAAGCCAGCCCGAACAUUGUGAUCGCACUGGCAGGAAACAAAGCCGACCUGGCCAACAAGAGAGCCAUAGAUUUCCAGGAAGCACAAGCAUAUGCAGAUGACAACAGUUUGCUCUUCAUGGAAACUUCCGCCAAGACUGCUAUGAAUGUCAAUGAGAUUUUUAUGGCUAUAGCCAAGAAGCUUCCUAAGAACGAGCCUCAGGGUGGAGCGGGGACCGGCGGGCGGGCCCGAGGCGGCGUGGACCUGCAGGAAGCUGCACCGCAGGGCAGGAGUGGCCAGUGCUGUGGGGGCGGGAACUAACCAACACAACCAAUCAACAGCUUCGAUCAACCAGACCAGAGAUUAGCCUGCUGUCAAACAAUGUCCCAAUGGUCGAACCACUCCACGGUCGGACCAACCACCCAAUGAGCAACACGGCACCAAUUAACUGUUAGGCAAACGAGUCCACUGGCCAGUAACCUGCCAGACCCCUCUGACGGUUGAACCAAGAAAACAACCCACAGGCCCAUUUGCAGAAUCAUGUUUUAACCCCAGGACUUGCCAAUCCAUGACCUCUCGAUUGAUGAUGGACACUUGACGUCACCUUUAAGGGGAAAAAAACAAAACAUCCCAAUCAUGGAAGAAGGAAAAAAAAAAACGUCAUUAACACAGAUGACACAUCAUAGCGCCACCUUGCUCACCUUUUGUUUCUGUAUUUGUGUAGAAGAUAAAAAAGAAAGCAACAGGAAUGAAUAUAAACCGGCUCAUUGGCCCCGUCCUUUCUCUUCUGCUUCCCAAUGCUCCAUAAAGUUCUUAAGUGUUUCCAUCAUGGUCUUAUGACACUGCUCAGACCUCCAGGUGCAUGCAGCAGCCCUUCACUUUUCUGUCUUGUUCCUGGUCAUCUGAAGAGAGAAGGUGGAGAACAGGAAUGGACAGAUAAUUCCUUCUUGAUAAAGAUGUGUAGAUUGAAUUAUUACAUUGUUAUUGUUAUCACUAUUAUUAUUAUUAUUAUUAUUACUUCCACUUCUUAUGACACAGGCUGUUCAGUUUGAUUUUAAAACCUUUAUGGUCUUACAAUCAUCCAUCUUUGUUAUCAAACCAUAAACAGUAAAUAGUUCUUUAUUAACAUUGUCACCCAUAAGUAAUUUUAGCAUUAAUGUAAUGUUUUUGAAUCAUGAGUGUACAAUGACAAAUACAUAAAGCAAGAUUUGUUUUCUUGACCAAAAUCACAACUGUGUGUUGACAACGUUGCUGUAUUUGUAUCAGACUUUUCAAGUUUAUAAUCAAUCAGUAGUUAUCGUCAAAACAAUAUGUUCCCAAUCUCUACAUGAUGUUUAACUUUAAUUUGUGAUGGAUUUUUUACGUGUUAAUUUUUUUUCUUCUGAAAUCUAUGGUAUUAAAUGCACUGGUUCUGUCUCAUCAUCUUGUGUAUUGAGAUGUUAUCCCCUUUUCUUUUCUCUGUCUUUGUUUUCACUCUUCAUAUCAAGGGAGGGGUUGGUUUCAACUGUACUGUCAUCCUGUUAUGGAAUCAACAACUAGCACAACAGUACCUGCACAGCAGCCACUCCUGUGCAGGUGGGUGGGGGGAUAAUGGGGAGAGUGAGUAAUGGGUAAAGAAACAAGAAAAUAUAUGUAAUUUUACCAAUAAACAAGGGCAGGGCAUAAUAUC
Notothenia coriiceps (black rockcod) is the source of this 2297-nucleotide messenger RNA. RefSeq names its product RAB5C, member RAS oncogene family (gene rab5c). The transcript has 6 exons. The record is from RefSeq and is a predicted model, not a curated record. NCBI's taxonomy places the organism in Eukaryota, Metazoa, Chordata, Actinopteri, Perciformes, Nototheniidae. The coding region runs from base 287 to 949 and encodes 220 amino acids. Gene Ontology annotation, molecular function: GTP binding; GTPase activity.